Messenger RNA from Ailuropoda melanoleuca (giant panda), 1726 nucleotides. RefSeq names its product chromosome 12 C5orf52 homolog (gene C12H5orf52). Lineage: Eukaryota; Metazoa; Chordata; Mammalia; Carnivora; Ursidae. Bases 152 to 817 code for a protein of 221 amino acids. The transcript has 3 exons. The record is from RefSeq and is a predicted model, not a curated record.
CGCCCCAACGUUCCACCUUCCGUCACGCGUCUCCCGGGCAACGCGCCUUUGUCUGCGCGCCGGGUGGGCGCAGGGAUUCACUCAGCGUCGGCGCGCUAGCACUCCGACCUUGGCUCGGCCUCUGGCUCCCACUGCCCAGUCGUUCUGGGGCAUGGGAGACUCGGCUGCCCGGCCGUUCAGGCCCUCGGUCACAUGGGAUCUGGGCUCGCCGUCGGUUUCUUCGGCUGCGACCACCAGUUCCCGCACCCACCGGGCCUGGGCCUCCCCGCACCGGCCUCUGGCUCCCACUGCCCAGUCUUUCUCGAUCAUGGGAGACUCGGCUGCCCGGCCGUUCAGGCCCUCGGUCACAUGGGAUCUGGGCUCGCCGUAUGUUUCUUCGGCUGCGACCACCAGUUCCGGCACCCACCGGGCCUCGGCCUCCCUGCACGUUAGAUUGAGCAGCCAACCGGAAACCAACGUAGGGACCCGCCCGCGGGUCAUCUUCCCGCCGCCGCGGAGCGCGCAGCCGCCGGUGUUCUUCAGCUUAAUGAAUUCCAGUGAAGCAGGGGUGAAAAAACUGUUACCCAAGAGCAACUUAUUCCGGGUGAUCACUCGUGACAACCCCAACGCACAGCGAAUCUGUGAGAUGGAGAUAAAAGCCAUAGAGAAGACCAAGAAAAAGACCAGCCAGUUCUAUGACCACCUGAGGAAGAAGUUCAUGACAGACCAGCUCAGGAAGCUGGGGCGCUGGCGGCAGGAAUCCAUGAAAAUCCAGCAGUACCUGGAUAAGCUCCACGUGGAUGAACUCCAGAGUAAAAGGAAAAGCCAGCCACCCUAGUCAAGGGGGAAUAAUCUGCCCCUGGGCCAUGACCUUGCUAGGCUACAGGCAGAGGAAGGGCAGAAGCUAGCCAGCCUACACCAUCAUAGAACAACAAUAAACUGAGACCAGUGGUCAGUACAGCACAAAAGCCCUCGGCAACCGUAAUAUUCCUUGCCCUGCCCCAUCCCAUCUGUUCCGGUGAGGGUGAUCCUGAUGGGCCCGUAGCUGCCUGGUUGGGAGGAAGCUGAAUUGAGCCGGCUUCCAUGGCUAAAGCCAAGAUCGACCUUCGGUACCCAUGUGUCUGAAGUGAGAUGCCAGGCCAAGUGUCCUGGGACAGUGAGUGGUACCUCAGAUGGGAAGGAUUCAGUAAAGGCACUGCCUAGUGGUGAGGGGGUCAAGGUGAGGCAUUGGACAGACCUAGGUUAAGCGCUAUAUCUGCCACCCGUCAGCUGUGUGACUUUGUAACCUCUCUGAGCCUCUGUUUCCUUAUCCAAAACAAUGGGGUGGUAGCCAGGGAACCUGCCUCCAGGAAUUGGUGUGAGGAUGUGGAGGGCUUGGCCCAGGGCCCAUCAUUGCCUAUGGCUCUUAUCGUGAUGGCUCCCUGAUGGCUUCUGGCCUCACCGGUCCCCACUCCCUGGCCUGCCUGCUGUCCCGACUACACCCUGACAAUCCCCACGUUGUACCUUUACAUGCACAGGCCCCUCAUCCAGAAUACCCCUUCAGCGCCCCCCAGGGCUCUCAGGAAUCUCAUCAUCCUUCAAAGCUUAUCUCAAUGCCGUUUUCUGCAAAACUUUUCUGACCUCCUUCUGCUUCCUGCCUGUCCUUCCCCCUCACAUCCAUGGCCUUUGCCACAUGGGUUUCCUCUCCCCUCUGAACUUGGAUUACACAGGGUGGCUUAAUCCUGCCUUGUGUGGUAGCUAUUUGGGC